This is a messenger RNA of Perca flavescens (yellow perch), 2125 nucleotides long. RefSeq names its product rho guanine nucleotide exchange factor 19. Gene Ontology annotation, molecular function: guanyl-nucleotide exchange factor activity. Gene Ontology annotation, cellular component: cytoplasm; nucleus. Gene Ontology annotation, biological process: activation of GTPase activity. The transcript is spliced from 12 exons. The coding region runs from base 158 to 1828 and encodes 556 amino acids. NCBI's taxonomy places the organism in Eukaryota, Metazoa, Chordata, Actinopteri, Perciformes, Percidae. The record is from RefSeq and is a predicted model, not a curated record.
GCUCAGUAAAUCUCAAGCUGCAACCAACAGAUCCUUUAAUCGGAGUGGCUCUGGACCAAACUAAGGAUGCUUCAGUAGAUAAACACAUCCACAUGUUGCACCUUGGUCAGAGUUUUAAAAUAGAGUAUUGGCGGCGGCAGUUGUAAACUCAAGCGUUAUGGCUCAAUUUGGCUACACAGAUGAAAACAACCACUGUUGGAGCAGCAACAUUAUCGCUAAUCUACACUCCUACUUUGGAGAUAGUCAUCCAGUGAAUCAUUUGAUUUCACAAACACAAACCGUAAAGACAGGAGAGCAGCUGGACACUGGAGGCCUUGAUAGGAGCGUGGAUUCCCUGAACCUGCUUGAGGAUUGCAGUCCUCCUAUAGACUUAUCUUCAGCUCUCAGGUCGGUGGCUUUUACGCGGACAAGGGGUUUGAGAAAGCAUUCCCCUGUGCCCAAGCCCUGGUCACUACCUAGACUUGAGGAAUGUCCAGUUUUAUCUCCAUUAGAUGAUCAGGAAAAACCUGCAGAAGGGGCAGCAGACACAGCUGAGGAGGAAGUGCCGAGUGUACCAUUCCAGUCAAAGUACAUUCAUUUGUUCCCACUGUAUCAGGACUACUGUGUAGGCCUACAGGCGAUAACGCACGGUCUGCGCAGGCUGAGCACGAGUUGUGUGUCUGAACUGAUAAGCCCCCAUGGUCCGCAGCGCCGUCACUUCGGCUAUGAGGUUACAUCGCCGCCAUUAAACUCUACUGAAGCGACCUCAUCCUCCCCUCCAUCUCAUCCAGUCAGGGUGACUCUGUGUACUCUUUGGCAAGAUCUAGAACAGGUGAAGGCGUCUGGCUUGCUCAGCAGCCUGACAACCAGAGAGAUUCGCCUUCAGGAGUCGACGUUUGAGUUGAUCGGCUCAGAAGCGUCCUACCUAAGGAGCCUUGGACUUGCAGUCAAUCACUUCUAUGCAUCAAAGGCACUGGAACGGACUCUGAAUCAAAGGGAGCAUCACAUUUUGUUUUCCAACAUUCGUCAUGUGAUGGCAGCCAGUGAAAAGUUUCUUGUGGAUCUGGAAAUUCGACUGGGAAAGAGUGUGUUGAUAUCUCAGGUUGGAGACAUUGUGCUUCAGCACUGCCCUGAGUUUCACCGCCUCUAUGUGCCAUAUGUGACAAGCAUGAUGUACCAAGAGACGCUUUUCAACCAGCUACUUCAGCAUAACAGGGACUUUCUGUCUAAAAUCAAGAAGCUUGAGCGUGACCCGGUGUGUCAAAGACAGAGCCUGAAGUCAUUCCUUGUCCUUCCCUUCCAGAGAAUUACUCGUAUUAAACUCAUCCUAGAGAGCAUCCUAAAACUGACUGACCCAGGCUCUGCCUCAAUUUCAAAUCUCGAAAAAGCAAUUGAAGCCAUCCAUGAGGUAGUGACAGAGUGUGACAAGCGGGUCAGAAAAAUGAAAGAAAUCGAGGAGCUGGUCUGCCUGGAAAUGCUGCUGGAUUUUGGCAAAGUUAAGUCAGUCCCUCUGAUCGUGAGCGGGCGUUUUUUGGUGCACCAGGGACCCAUGAGACAGCUGACUGUGGCCGCUUGCAACUCGAGAGUAACAUUCGUCAGAGUCUACCUCCACCUUUUCAAUGACUUUUUGAUCAUCUCCUCGAAAAAGGACCAGAGGUUCACAGUUGUGGAUCAUGCUGAACGUGUGCACGUUGAGCAUCUGAAGACUGAGAUCCUGGGUCUACCCCCAGACUCCUUCCUGUUGCAUCUCUCUCAAAGUCACACCGGACAGCCAACCGCCAUGAUACUUGCUGCACACACAAGGUCAGAUAAAGAGGCGUGGAUGAAGGAGCUUUCGUCAAAGCAGUGAUGGAAACAUUAUUGUGCAAGAUUAUUUUUGAUUUUAUAAUUCAAACUUUGCACAUUACUAAUGUAUACAUCUUGAUAAUUGAAAGAAUUUGAAUGUAAAUUUGGUUCACUCUUAAAAUGUAUUUUAACUUGACUGCACUUGAUAAGACAUGAAGGGUUCAAACAUUCACUGAAUGUCACAAUUAGACACACAGCCUGAAGGUGUCUUUUUAAUUACUGGGAAUAGAUUAUUUUAUUUAUUUUUUUUCCUUUUCACUUGUAUUAAAAUGCUGGACUCUUCUAAGCAAUGUGCACUUUA